UAUUAAACCUAACGGUGCCUUAUUCAUACACCACCGCACUUCCCGCUCUGUACCGCCAAAUGGAUUUCACCACACUCUCCUUUCUACUCCUCACCAUCUCCGCCUCCUCCGCCGCCGCCGUCUCCGCCGCCAAUGACACCGCCGCACUUUCUCUUUUCCUCUCCCAGACCGACCUCCAUGGCACGCUUACUUCCAACUGGACUACCACCGGCGAAGCAACCACCGCCUGCGCCGCCAAUUGGAUCGGCGUAAAUUGCACCGACCGCCGCGUCACCGCCGUCGCGCUGCCGUCUCUCAACCUCCGAGGUCCGAUCGACGCACUUUCGUCGCUGCAACAGCUCCGCCUCCUCGACCUCCGGGGCAACCGCCUCAACGGUACUCUCAAUUCCCUCGCUAACUGCCUCAAUCUCAAACUCGUAUAUCUCUCCGGCAACGACUUCUCCGGCGAGAUUCCGCCGGAACUGUCCUCGCUCCACCGCCUCCUCCGCCUCGAUCUCUCCAACAACAACCUCCACGGCUCCAUUCCGUCGGAAUUCUCCAAACUGUCGCGCCUCCUCACUCUAAAGCUCCAAAGUAACGCUCUCUCUGGAACUCUCCCGAACUUUCUAGAUUCGCUUCCUCAGUUGAAAGAUCUGAACCUCUCCAACAACGAAUUCUCUGGAAUUCUACCGAAGAGCUUAUCCUCGAGGUACGGAGCAAGUAGCUUCUCCGGCAAUCCAAACCUCUGCGGCGGCGGAAAUCCUAAUUUCGCCAACUGUUCGUCCGCCGGAAAGCUUCCUCCCGCCCAAACCGUACCGUCAAACCCUACCUCCCUUCCGUCGCCGUCAAUCGAGCACCACCACCGCCACAGCCUAAGCGACGGAGCUGUAGUAGCCAUUGUAGCAGCCAAUUCGGUGCUCCUAUUACUGCUCGCCUCAAUUGCAGUCUGCUACUACUGCUGCAGCACCUCAAAGGACACCAAUUCCAUGGCGGCCGACAGCGAGGGCGGAAAGAGGAGCAGGAGCAGCUACUCCAGCGAAAAGCGAGUGUACGCCAACAAUGGCGACAGCAGCGACGGCACAAAUUCAACUAAUAAGAGCAAACUUGUGUUCUUUGACAGGAAGAAGAAGCAAUUCGAGCUGGAGGAACUGCUCCGGGCGUCGGCGGAGCUGCUGGGGAAAGGAAAUUUGGGGAGUGUGUACAAAGCUGUUCUUGAUGAUGGAAGCACAGUGGCGGUGAAGAGGCUGAAAGAUGCAAAUCCUUGUGGGAGGAAAGAGUUUGAGCAGUACAUGGAAGUAAUUGGGAGGAUGAGGCAUCCAAAUGUGGUGAAAUUGAGGGGAUAUUAUUAUGCCAGGGAAGAGAAAUUGCUUGUCUAUGAUCAUCUUCCUAAUGGGAGUCUGCAUUCUCUGCUUCAUGAGAGGCGAGGGCCGGGAAGGGUUCCGCUUGAUUGGACAACAAGAGUCAGCCUGAUACUCGGAGCCGCAAGAGGGCUCGCAAGAAUUCACCAAGGCAACAACAACGCCGACCACAUAGGAUCAAGAAUCCCACACGGGAACAUCAAGUCCUCCAAUGUAUUGCUCGACAAAAACGGGAUUGCAUGCAUUUCCGAUUUCGGGUUAUCGUUGCUGCUGAGCCCCGCCCACACGACAUCCCGGCUGGGAGGGUACCGAGCUCCCGAGCAGGUGGAAACCAAGCUACUAUCGCACAAGGCUGACGUUUACAGCUUCGGGGUCGUGCUGCUCGAAAUUCUGACGGGCCGGGACCCGUCGCUCGACUUGCCCAAUUGGGUCCGGUCCGUGGUGCGGGACGAGUGGACUGCCGAGGUGUUUGAUUCCGAGCUCUUGAGGUACAAGAACAUCGAGGAGGAGCUGGUGUCGAUGCUGCACGUGGCAAUGGCGUGUGUGGUGGCGCAGCCGGAGAAGAGGCCAGGGAUGGAAGAGGUGGUUAUGAUGGUGGAGGAGAUUCGAGUCGAGCAGUCGCCUUUAGGGGAGGACUACAUUGACUCGAGGAAUUCUUUGUCGCCGUCUUUGGCUAAUACGGACGACGGAUUGGUAGCAUGAAAUUGUGUCGCCAAGUUUCAGCACUGCUGCUGUUGCACAAGUUUGUCGCGCGAGCGGGGGCAGGCAGUUGUAUGAAUUGUUUGUAUCUUGGCGGGAGAUUUUUUUGUUACUAUUUGUUAAGGUAAAUUAGCGUAAGAUUUGUUCGUUGGUCUGUUUAAACCAGUGGUUGAUGCAUUGUUUUUGUUUCUCAUUUGAUGCAUUUUGUUCGUCAAAUGUAUAUAGAUUGGUUGGCCUUUUAUUUAUUUUUAUUUUAAUUUGAAUAGUAAUUUAUAUGUUUC
Molecule: messenger RNA, 2317 nt
Organism: Andrographis paniculata
Lineage: Eukaryota; Viridiplantae; Streptophyta; Magnoliopsida; Lamiales; Acanthaceae
Product: leucine-rich repeat receptor-like protein kinase PXC1
Exons: 4
Coding region: 60-2039 (659 amino acids)
Biological process (GO): protein phosphorylation
Molecular function (GO): protein binding; ATP binding; protein kinase activity
Source: RefSeq, a predicted model, not a curated record